This is a messenger RNA of Symbiodinium necroappetens, 552 nucleotides long. NCBI's taxonomy places the organism in Eukaryota, Dinophyceae, Suessiales, Symbiodiniaceae. The record is from the annotation of a GenBank genome assembly.
GUUGUCAGUGUCACCAAGAUCUCAAUGCCCAAGUUUGUCUCGGCAAGCCGGACCAAGCCUCACGGCGGCAGCGACAAGCUCGCGAGUCAGCUGCGCCUGAUGGCAUCUCAUACCACGACUUUGUUGAGGCACCUCAGUGGUGCAACCGACCAGGCUGGCCUUCUAAGGGACUGGCAAAGGGCACGGGCCGCCCUCUGGACGACCAUGUUGCUGAAACUUCGAUAUUGGGAUGAAUUGCCAUGGAAGCUGUGUGCCCUGGCACAUGAGAACGUGCACGUGGUUCAGAAGACGGCCCAGCAAGUGUUGCUGCUUUACGACAAAGCUGCGGAAACUGACACCCCCGGCCCAGGCUGCUUGCACAGGAUGACGCGUCGUUUCUGCCAGAAAGAUUACGACGGCGGAGCUGAUGACCCCGCUCUUAGACCGCUCAUCGAACGCCUUGCUUCGGGUGAACCUUACUCAGACUUCCUGACAGACGAGAAGCAACCUUUAGCCAAAUGGCUCUCUGCCUUCAGACAUGUGUUUUGGCAUGAUGGCUUGGGCUUCGUUUGA